Rana temporaria (common frog) is the source of this 2334-nucleotide messenger RNA. It is a transcript of the gene UROC1, whose product is annotated as urocanate hydratase 1. The transcript has 20 exons. Lineage: Eukaryota; Metazoa; Chordata; Amphibia; Anura; Ranidae. Gene Ontology annotation, biological process: L-histidine catabolic process. The coding region runs from base 58 to 2091 and encodes 677 amino acids. Gene Ontology annotation, molecular function: urocanate hydratase activity. The record is from RefSeq and is a predicted model, not a curated record.
GCACCCAGGGUCACACUUGUGUGUGUUCAGCUGACCUGUCUGCUGCUUCUUUCCCUGAUGAUUAGUCUGCAGGAACUUUGUGCUGGGCUGCCCCUCCACCCCCUACCCUCAAACCAGGGGAGGGAUAAUGGGGUACCCCACGCUCCCAUCCGCACACCCCAGCUGUCGGCCCAGGAAGAGAAGCUUGCCCUGGAGAAUGCCUUGCGAUAUUUCCCCCCGGAACAUCAUGGGAUUUUGGCUCCGGAAUUUGUGGAUGAGCUGCGGAAUUAUGGACACAUCUACAUGUACCGCUUCUGUCCCAAUAUCCACAUGAGGGCGUAUCCGAUUUCGAAGUAUCCGUGCAAAAUAAAUCAUGCAGCGGCUGUAAUGCACAUGAUCAUGAAUAAUCUGGAUCCAGCCGUAGCUCAGUUUCCCCAGGAACUGGUGACCUAUGGAGGGAACGGGCAGGUCUUCAGCAACUGGGCCCAGUUCUGGCUUGUGAUGUAUUACCUGGCUGAGAUGACGGAAGAUCAGACUCUGGUGAUGUACAGCGGACAUCCUCUGGGCCUCUUUCCCAGUCACCCCAGAGCUCCACGGCUCAUCAUCACCAACGGGAUGGUGAUUCCAAACUACUCCUCCAGGAAAGACUACAACAGGAUGUUCGCGUUGGGUGUGACAAUGUACGGACAAAUGACUGCAGGGAGCUAUUGUUACAUUGGCCCGCAGGGUAUUGUGCAUGGUACAGUGUUGACCGUGUUGAAUGCUGGACGCCGUUACCUUGGCUUGGAGGACCUGGCUGGGAAGGUGUUUGUCACGUCUGGUCUCGGAGGGAUGAGCGGCGCUCAGGCGAAGGCGGCCACCAUCGUUGGCUGUGUAGGAGUCAUUGCAGAGGUUGAUGAAAAUGCGUUGUUAAAGCGUCACAAGCAGGGUUGGCUGAUGGAGAUUACAAACUCGCUGGAUGAGUGUAUUCAGAGGAUCCGAAAAGCACGAAAGAAUAAAGAAACCCUAAGCCUGGGAUAUCAUGGGAACGUUGUGGACCUCUGGGAGAGGUUUGUGGAAGAGUAUGAGAAGACGGGCGAGUUGCUGGUAGACCUGGGAUCUGACCAAACCUCCUGCCACAACCCAUUCAGCGGCGGAUAUUACCCGGUACAGCUUCCUUUCCAGGAAGCCAACCAGAUGCUUUCCACUGACCCUCAGACCUUCCACCAGCAUGUACAGGAGAGCCUAAGAAGGCAGGUAGCGGCGAUCAACAAGCUAUCGGAAAACGGAAUGUUCUUCUGGGAUUACGGAAAUGCAUUUCUGUUGGAGGCUAAGAGAGCAGGUGCUGAUGUGGAGCAAAAAGGAGGAAACGGUGCAGAAUUCAGAUACCCGUCCUAUGUCCAGCAUAUAAUGGGAGACAUCUUUUCUCUGGGAUUCGGGCCAUUCCGAUGGGUGUGUACAUCCACUGAGCCAUCCGACCUCGCUGCCACGGAUGAAAUCGCAGCCACUGUACUAGAGGACAUUAUCUCCCGGGGAGUCAGUGAUUCCGUCCGGAAGCAAUAUGGAGACAAUAUUCGAUGGAUCCGGGAAGCUGGAAAACAUCAACUAGUUGUUGGCUCUCAAGCAAGAAUUUUGUAUUCUGACCAGAAAGGGAGGAUUGCCAUCGCUGUCGCCAUAAACAACGCUGUAGCGACUGGCCAGGUCCAGGCUCCAGUGGUUAUCAGUCGGGAUCACCAUGAUGUGAGUGGGACAGACAGUCCAUACAGAGAAACUUCCAAUAUAUAUGACGGCUCCGCCUUCUGCGCAGAUAUGGCUGUUCAGAAUUUUGUGGGAGAUUCCUUCCGUGGAGCCACAUGGGUAGCCCUACAUAAUGGAGGCGGCGUCGGCUGGGGCGAGGUCAUUAAUGGAGGUUUUGGCUUGGUGCUAGAUGGAUCCCCAGAGGCCGAGCACAAUGCUAAAAUGAUGCUGAGCUGGGAUGUGUCCAAUGGGGUGGCAAGGCGUUGCUGGUCAGGUAACAAAAAUGCCUAUGACACCAUCAUCGAAACCAUGGAGGAGAAUCGUAAACUGAGAGUGACUCUUCCAUACACUGUGAAAGAUCCGAGUGUCCUGGAGAAGGCUCUGGCUCAACCUUGAUCUCCUCCUUGCUGCCGAUCGCUCGCAUCUCAACUGACCAAUGAAUCGAUUGCUUGCACCUCUGGCUCCUUCCCACCUGCACACGUCCAAUUGUCCUGAUGUGCAAUCCGCAUUUUCACUCUUUUGUAAUCUGAUAGAGCAACGCCCAAUAGUCCUUCUUUUUUGUAUGUCGGACGUUGAGAUUAGAACCGGGCCAUUCUCUUCUACACCAACUUCACCUGAAUAAAAAAAUCUUUUAUUGCA